Messenger RNA from Loxodonta africana (African savanna elephant), 7227 nucleotides. RefSeq names its product formyl peptide receptor 1 (gene FPR1). The record is from RefSeq and is a predicted model, not a curated record. Gene Ontology annotation, biological process: positive regulation of cytosolic calcium ion concentration; complement receptor mediated signaling pathway; inflammatory response. Lineage: Eukaryota; Metazoa; Chordata; Mammalia; Proboscidea; Elephantidae. Gene Ontology annotation, molecular function: N-formyl peptide receptor activity; complement receptor activity. The transcript has 2 exons. Bases 185 to 1234 code for a protein of 349 amino acids. Gene Ontology annotation, cellular component: plasma membrane.
UGGGCCAUAUUUUCAAGCAGAUCUGGUUUCCUGUUACUCAAUAGGUUUGUUUCAUUACCCUUCCCCUUUCUCUUCUAUAAAACUGUUGUGGUCAUUAGGGCCAGAGUCAUUCUCCCUAGGAGUCCAGGACUUAGACCUGCCCAGGGAAGGACCACUGCCGGUGGAAAUUUCAGGAGUGAGUAAGAUGGAGACCAAUUCCUCUCUUCCCGUGAAUUUGUCUGGAGGGAUCCAACCUGUACCUUCCAGCUAUGCUGCCCUAAAUAUCUUCUCUCUGGUAGUAUCUGGAGUCACCUUUGUCCUCAGCAUCCUGGGCAAUGGGCUCGUGAUCUGGGUGGCUGGCUUCCGGAUGACACGCACAGUCACCACCAUCUCUUACCUGAACCUGGCCUUAGCUGACUUCUCUUUCUCUGUCACCCUACCAUUUCUCAUGACUUCUCAAGUCAUGGGAGAACAAUGGCCUUUUGGUUGGUUCCUGUGCAAGCUCAUUAUGACUGUGGUGGACAUAAACCUGUUUGGAAGUGUCUUUCUGAUUGCUGUCAUCGCCCUGGACCGCUGUAUUUGUGUCCUGCAUCCAGUCUGGGCCCAGAACCACCGCACUGUAGGUCUGGCCAAGAAGGUGAUCAUUGGGCCCUGGAUUCUUGCCCUGCUCUUCACUUUGCCAGUUAUCAUUCGUGUGACUACAAUUACUAAUCAAGUAGGAACAUUCUGCACUUUCAACUUUUCACCCUGGACUACAGACCCUCAGGAGAAGUUGGAGGUAGCUGUUACCAUGUUGAGGCUCAGAGGGAUCAUCCGGUUCAUCAUUGGGUUCAGUAUGCCAAUGUCCACAGUUGCUAUCUGCUAUGGGCUUGUCGCUGCCAAGAUCCACAAACAAGGCCUCAUUAAAUCCAGCCGUCCCUUACGGGUCCUCUCUUCUGUUGUAGCUGCUUUUUUUAUCUGCUGGUUCCCAUAUCAGCUAGUGGCCCUCAUAGGCACAAUCAGAAUCCGAGAACACUUGCUGAAUAUGACCCCAGGCUUUGGAGUAGUGAUUAAUGUGACAAGCGCCCUGGCCUUCUUCAACAGCUGCCUGAACCCAAUGCUCUACGUCUUCGUGGGCCAGGACUUCCGAGAGAGAUUGAUCCAUUCUCUGCCUGCCAGUCUGGAGAGGGCCCUGAGUGAGGACUCAGGCCAGACCAGUGACACACCUGCCAAUUCUACUUCGCCUCCUUCAAAUGCUGAGUUAAACGCAACGUGAGGAGAGGCUGGGAGACCUUUUGAACUCCGCCUUCUCCUAUGGUGCUCCCACAUUAGUUUCAUCUCACCUUGAGUCAUACUGAGUCACAAGCACUUCCUGUGGCUUAUCUUAAGUUUACCCACUAAAGAAAAAAGUUUCAUGCCUUUAAUUUUGGAAGGAAGAAAUAAGCAUGAGGGUACUAUUGAUGUCUGUUUUGGUUUUUGGACCUCAGCCUAGGGGCGGUUGUUGUUAGGUGCCAUCAAGUCAGCUCCAAGUCAUGGCAACCUUAUGUAUAACAGAAUGAAACACUGCCCAGCCCCGCUACAUUCUCAUAAUCAUUGCUAUAUUUGAGCUCAUUGUUGCAGCCGCUGUGUCAAUCCAUCUCAUUGAAGGUCCCCUUCUUUUUGCUGACCCUCUACUUAACCAAGCAUGAUGUCCUUCUCCAGUGAUUGGUCCCUCCUGACGACAUGUCCAAAAUAAGUGAGAUUAAGUCUCACCAUCCUCACUUCUGAGGAGCAUAGGGAGACCAUACAUCCUAGUUUGCUUGAAACAUUCCUCAAUGAUACCUAUUAUGCUCGAAUAAUUAUCAGUUGUGUUCACUUUCAUUCUCAAAGCUACCCUGCUGUGGAUAAUAAAUUAUAGGGUCACCUUAGGAAAGUGAAUGAGAAGGGAGAAGUGUGAAGGAGUACGGCUUAAGUGAAGCAAGAUAUAGAGGUAUUUUAUAUAAAGUCUUCAGCUUUUAUUGAUCACUAAGAAAAAUAUAAUGUUAUCUAGAUGUCAACUGAAGAUCUCUAUCUCCCUGAGAUCUACAUAAAAUUGCCUCAUAAAAUUUGGGAAAUCUAUUUUCCUCCCCACAGGGCCUGUGUUUUCACAUGUGGCUCCGAGUUUUGCUUCAGUUGAACUAGUUCAGCUCACACAGUAUCUGGUGUUUGCUGCCCUUUUUCUGAAUGAAAUUCACCCAGAGUGAAACUAAGCCAUUUCCCUCAAUUCCCUUAAAAGCUACUCGCAUAAAACCUUUCUGUGUGGAACAUACUUUACCAAAGUCUGCCAAACUGGGGAUAUUCACUGGUCAGCAACAGAAACAACUGUGAAAACUUCCAGUUGAACUUUAGACAUUCGUGUUCUUAAAAGUCUGUCUUCCCUCCAUCAUGUUCCUCUGCCAUCCCUCCACUCUCCCCUCCUGUCAUCCCACCCCUAGAUUCCUGCUCUUUUACAAUGUAGAACGAUCUACCCAUUAUACCCUUGACUCUUUGAAUGUAUGUGUUCUGGGUCUCUCUUUCCAACCCAAUCCACUUAUCAACAAUAACAUCUGCCCCAAGAGGAUUUCUGGUGCCAGUUCUUGAAGGAAUCAUUUAAGUGUCACCACAGAAAUUUUAAUUUGAUUAUAAAUAAUAAGAAAUAGAGAAGGGGGGAAAGGGACAAUGAGAGGAAGGAAGAGGGUUGGAGAAGACUAAGAGUGUCCAGGGUCAAUGGAAAGCAGGACACACACUUUGGUGAGGAACUGGGUGAUGACAGCUGAUUUCAUUCCAGUUCAUGGACAGAUUUCUGGGUUUUGACUGCAUGGUGUGACCCUUAGAGAUCAGCCUUCAUCUGGACCCCCAUGGCCUUUUCUGAACAACUCCCAAAAAGCUCUCUGAGCCUUGCAUUGCCGCUUCCAGCACUUUCAUUUAAUUUAUUCCACUAACCCCUGAGCUCCUGGAGGGCCCUGUCUGAUCUUUGCCUUCCCCUGCACACAAAAGACCCCAAUAAAUGUUGCUGAACUAAAUCUUUUGCCUCUCUCUCUUUUAUUAAUUACCCAGAGUUCUUGCACAUCCAGUAGUUACUUCUUUUUUUAAAAUUUUUUUGUACUAUGGUGAAAAUAUACAUAACAAAACAUAAACCAACUCAAUAAUUUCUACAUGUACAAUUCAGUGACAUGGAUUACAUUCUUCAGGUUGUGCCACCAUUCUCACUACCCUUUUCCAAAUCAUUCCACCACCAUUAACACAAACUCAAUGCCCCCUAAGCAAAAACUCCCCCAUUCCCCCUCCCACCUCUGGUAACCUCUAAAAAUCUUUGGUGUCUAUAUAUUCAUUUAUUUCAUAUAAGUGAGAUCAUAUAGUAUUUGUCCUUUUGGGACUAACUUCUUUUGCUCAGUAUGAUUUUUCAAGGUUCAUCUAUGUUGUAGCAUGCAUCAGGACCUCAUUGCUCUUUAUGGCUGAGAAGUGUACCAUUGUGUAUACAUACUACAUUUUGUUUAUCCAUUCAUCUGUUGGUAGGCAUAUCUAUUGUUUUCACCUUUUCAGUAGUAACUCUUUUUAUUAAUUGUACUUUAGGUGAAGGUUUACAGAACAAACUAGUUUCUCAUCAAACAGUUAGUACACACAUUGUUCUAUGACAUUGGUUAACAACUCCAGAACAUGUCAACGCUCUCCCUUCUCUACCCUGGGUUUCCUAUUACCGGCUUUCCUGUUCCCUCCUGCCUUCUAGUCCUUGCCCCGGGCUGGUGUGCCCCUUUAGUCUUGUUUUGUUCCAUAGCCUGUUCAAUCUUUGGUUGAAGGGUGAACCUCAGGAGUGACCUCAUUACUGAGCUGAAAGUGUGUCCGGGGGCCAUACUGUCAGGGUUUCUCCAGUCUCUGUCAGGCCAGCAAGCCUAGUCUUUCCUUUUGAGUUAGAAUUUUGUUCUACAUUUUUCUCCAGCUCUGUCUGGGACCCUCUAUUGUGAUCCCUGUCAGAGCAGUCAGUGGUGGUAGCCGGGCACCAUCACAUUGUACUGGACUUUGUCUGAUGGAGGCAAUGGUAGAUGUGAUCCAUUAGUCCUUUGGACUAAACUUUCCCUUGUAUCUUUAGUUUUCUUUAUUCUUCCCUGCUCCCGAAGGUGUGAGAACAGUGGAGUAUCAUAGAUGGCUGCUCACUCAGUAAUUACUCUUUAGAUCACCCACUGUAUGAGGUCAGCUGAGUUCUUCCUAUUUUGACAGGUGGGGGAACUGAGGCACAGAAAGAAGGAUUUUCCAGUCCUUCAGAAAUGGUGUUAGAAUGGAUUUUUUCCAGCUGAGCGAAGCCCUUGGUUGUGGGGAAACCAUGGUAUUUGGAAUAGAAAGGGCACUAAAGCUGGCAUUGGUCAGACUUGAAUUUAAAUUACUAACAGUUGACCCUUACAAGAGACUGUCACAAGUCAGAUCCUCAGUUUCCAUCUCUGUAAAAUGGGAAGAUAGGACCCAUCUCCUUACAGGUCUUUUGUGGAUUAAAUACCCAGCACAGACAUGGCAUAUGAUGAGUGCUCAAAAAAACUUUCUCAGUCCUUAUAGGGCUCUGCCUACGCCUACCAUGACUAAACCAAGCUAAUGGUCCUUUAGGAUGUUUGGCCAGGUGCCCCAGGUGUGUCAGAGAUGCCUAUCCAUAUCUCCCUGUUUACACCUCAUGGCCCAUCCCAGCUGCCCUGAUUUUAUCAUAUAUCCAUGCCCCCCUCUCAAGUCCUAGCCACAUAUGAUCCUACCCCAGGCAGAGCUCAUACCCAAAGCCAGUUGGUGCAUAGCCAUCUGGUGUCCAAUCAAUUCCCACUAGAAUCUGUUUGAAAGAGAGUCUGUAAAAGAUCAGACUGUGUUGGGCACUGACGUUGGGGCAGGAAUUGGUGUCGUGGUGGCCCAAGGCAUUACUAAACUUGCAGGGAGGGCAGAUAUCAAAAGGAACCCAGCAGAGAUGUCUGAAGUUUGACCCAAAGGGGGCCUGGGGACAUCCUGCAUGGUCUGUCAGGUGUGGCAUGAAGAAGUGAGACUUAAGCAGGAAGGCCAGAAAACAAAUAGAAUUUCAUACUCGCAGGUCCCCGAGAGGAAACUACAGCACACCUUGAUGCAGGGCCACACAGGGGGUUGCACCUCAGGACAAGGCAACAAGCUGGAACUGUAGGAGAGGGCUCAUGCAUGGAAAGCAGGGUAGGGUCUUGGGGUUAGUGUACGCUGAAGUCUUAUUAAUCAGUUUAAAGGUUUCUAGGGCAUUAGCGUGGGAAAAGGUAGAUGUUAUAUCACAGGGAGUUAUAUGGACAUGUCUGGGAGGUGCAAGGAGUAACUGUGGCUGUUAAGAGACUAGGUUACAAGGUAGUAAUGGGUUCUUAUCAUGGGAAACCUUAUGAUCUGACCAGGAAGGCCAGUUAGAGCUCGUAACUGUUAAGAGACUGGGUGACAAGAUAGGAACGGCCAUGCCAGACACUGGGUGAAAGGGCAAUGAGGAGGAAUUAAUGGAUGCUGAUGCAGCAACUUAUGUCAGCCACAAAUUGGGUUUAUGAUAAGAGGAAGCUCAUCUUUGGAGGCAGAAUGGAGCACAUGAUUUGAGCAAAGCCUAGAUGAGAAAUGAUAGAGCACCAGUUUGCAAGGGACAGAGAGAAGCCAUCUGACAGCUUUCGUUUCUCUAGGAUCUGGAUAUAAUUUCUGCAGUUGGCCUCCUUUAAAUUCCACUGUCUUAGUCAUCUAGUGCUGCACUAACAGAAAUACCACAAGUGGAUGGCUUUAACAAAGAGAAAUUUAUUCUUUCACAGUCUAGUAGGCUACAAGUUCAAACUCAGGGCAUCAGCUCCAAGGGAAGGCUUUCUGUCUCUGUCAGCUUUGGAAGAAGGUCCUUAUCAUCAAUCUUCCCCUGGUCUAGGAGCUUCUCUGUGCAGGAACCUCAGGUCCAAAGGAUGCACUCUGCUCCCAGUGCUGCUUUUUUUGGUAGUACGAAGCCCCCAUGUCUCUCUGCUGGCUUGUCUCUUUUAUAUAUCAAAAGAGAUUGGCUUAGACACAAUCUAAUCUGUAGAUCUUGUCAGUAUAACUGCCACUAAUCCAUCACAUUACAUCAUAGUGAUAGGAUUUACAGCAUAUAGGAAUAUCACAUAAAAUCAUGGAUAAUCAUACAACACUGGGAAUCAGGAUCUAGCCAAGCUGACAGACAUUUUGGGGGGAUACAAUUCAAUCCAUGACAUCCACUCUGUCCUUCCGAUAAGGAGCUCUGGUGGGACAACAGUUAAGUGCUUGGCUGCCAACUGAAAAGUUGACGGUUUGAACCCACCCAGCAGAUCUGUGGGAGAAAAAUCUGGCUAUCUGCUUCUGUAAAGAUUACAGCCAAGAAAAUCCCAGUAAGACUUCGGUGUGCACUACAGCAGUUCCACUUUGUCACAUUGGGUCGCCAUAUGUCAGAAUUUACUUGAUGGCACCCAACAACAACAUGUCCAUCCAAUAAGCAGAUUUAACUUAAGCCAGCUUGAGUGGGUUUCCGUAACGUGGAACUACAUGAUCCGUGCCUAAAAUACCAAAGAUAUGUGCCAGGAUGGAAUACAGGUUGGUGCCCGUGCUGAGGUGGCCCAUGAUGAAGAAGGGAGUGGGAAAAAGACAUGGCUGAGAGGAAUUAUACAGUAUUUGCCGUUUUGACUGACUUAUUUCAUUCAGUGUAAUGUUUUCAAGGUUCAUCCAUUUUGUGGCAUGCAUCAGCACUUAUUUCUCUUUACGGCUGAGCAAGAUUCCGUUGUAUGGCUAGAUCACAUUUUGUUUACCCAUUCAUCUGUUGCUAGUCAUUUAGGCUGUUUCCAUCUUUUGAUUAUUGGACCACAUUCUUUUUUAUGGCAGCAAUGCAUCUAGCCCAGAGUUUAAAUCUCUAUUGGAGGAAUUGAGUUCUAAAUUUUAUUUAAUUAAUCUAAAUUUAAAUAUGUAGCCACAUGUGGCUAGUAGCUACAAUCUUUGUAUGACUGACGGUCUCCAUCUCUCCUCUCCUCACUACACUCUUGAGCUUAAGGCUCUUCUGGAUCCAGUUUGCCUCUUCAUUCUUACUAGCAACUGGCACACAACCAAAAAAUCAAACCCAUUGCCAUCAAGUCGAUUCCAACUCGUAGUGACCCUAUGUGUCAUACAGUAGAAAUGCACUCCAUAGGGUUUUCAAGGUUGUGACCUUUCGGAAGCAGAUCACCAAGCCUUUCUUCUGAAGCACCUCUGGGUGGGAUUGAACCACCAAUCUUUUGGUUAGUGGUCCAGCGCUUAAAUGUUUCUGUCACCCAGACCCCAGGAAAACGU